UGAUUGAGGAGCAAUUCCUGUCUUCAGCCUUUUCAUAAAAUAUUGAAUUACAGCUGAAGGAAGUUUGCAUGCCUGCCUUUUGAGAACACAACAUGGCAGUCAACUUCUCUGAAUGUGAGAAGUUUCAGAUUGGCCUGCUUCCUGCCAUGUAUGGAGUUGAGUUUGCUGUUGCCUUGGUAGGAAACACAUUUGCACUGUGGCUGCUGCUCAUCAGAGAAAAACGCAACUGGCACUCCGGUGUUGUCCUCUCCUGUAACCUGGCCAUCAGUGACCUGCUGUACGUCCUCACCCUGCCUCUGCUGAUUGUCUACUACGCACUGGGGAAACACUGGGUGUUCGGCGAGGCCGUGUGUAAAAUCGAGAGGUUCCUUUUCACCUGCAACUUGUAUGUGAGCAUUUUCUUCAUCAUGACAAUAAGCGUGAACCGCUGCGUGAGCAUCGUGUGCCCUUUCUUCACCCGCUCAUAUGUGGAACCUUUCCAUGUCAAAGUCAUCAGUGCCGUCUUAUGGAUUACUGUUGGAGUCUUCUCCAGCCCUGUGUUGAAGUUUGCUUCUCUUUGUACACACAGUUACGAUAACAACACGUUAUGUGUGACUUUCUGUUACAGAAAAUCUAACGAGACAUCUGACUUUAUCUACAAAGUGUUCCUUGCUGUUUUUGGCUGUCUUGUUCCUUUCAUAGUAACUUUCACUUCUUACUGUGUGUUGUUUCGGGUUGUGUGGAAAAAUGCCAACAUAACGACACUGGAAAAGCGUAAAGUUGCCUUGUUAGUCUUAUCAGUGAUUGUCCUCUAUGCUGUUUCCUUUGUGCCCUACCAUUUCUACCAAGUCUAUCAUGUGUAUUUGAGGAAACAUAACCCCCAAAACACAAACUGUUGGGUCUACAAUAUGUACCAAGUGUCCAAGGGACUGGCAACGCUGAACAUGUGUAUCCAUCCGAUACUCUACAUGGCUGUGUUUGACAGUAUUAGAGUAGCAUGCUGUGGAAAGAGUUCAGAGGACAACACAGAAGGAUGAGGAAGUAGAGCCUAGUUCCAGACUAAACAUGACUUUGCUGCAUGUAUCUUUGUAAAAUGCAUCCAUGUCACAGCUCUGUGCUAAAUACAUUUAAUCACAUCUGUUUGUAAUAAAGAUUUUUCUU
Messenger RNA from Poeciliopsis prolifica (blackstripe livebearer), 1140 nucleotides. It is a transcript of the gene p2ry11, whose product is annotated as purinergic receptor P2Y11. Gene Ontology annotation, molecular function: G protein-coupled ATP receptor activity; neurotransmitter receptor activity. The transcript has 2 exons. Gene Ontology annotation, biological process: cellular response to ATP; G protein-coupled receptor signaling pathway; calcium-mediated signaling. Bases 93 to 1016 code for a protein of 307 amino acids. Lineage: Eukaryota; Metazoa; Chordata; Actinopteri; Cyprinodontiformes; Poeciliidae. Gene Ontology annotation, cellular component: plasma membrane. The record is from RefSeq and is a predicted model, not a curated record.